Molecule: messenger RNA, 681 nt
Organism: Aedes aegypti (yellow fever mosquito)
Lineage: Eukaryota; Metazoa; Arthropoda; Insecta; Diptera; Culicidae
Gene: mRpS10
Product: 28S ribosomal protein S10, mitochondrial
Exons: 3
Coding region: 120-635 (171 amino acids)
Cellular component (GO): mitochondrial small ribosomal subunit; mitochondrion
Source: RefSeq, a predicted model, not a curated record
CUGUUUUGCUCUGCUGCUUCAUUCAGUGUGUGCUUCUUUCGCAGAUCGCAGACUGUCAAGUGAGCAUGUUUAUGUGCCGAUGGUUAGAUUGUGUUAAAUAAUCACUAUUUUCAUUCAGCAUGCUAAAAAUUACAAACUUAUAUCAGCGCCUAGCCGCGACCCCGCUGUGGACGAACAGCGCCCGGUUGUGCUCCGCGCAAAUAUCCCCCGCAAACCAGCAGCAAGUGAAUGUCCCACCCGCAACAUCCGGCGUUGUCGAUGUCCCAGACAAGCUCUACAGCCGGGUAGAGCUCCAGAUGAAGGGUAUCGAUCCGGAAGUAAUGAAGAGCUACGCCUAUUUCGCCAAAACUGCUGCUGAGCACCUGGACAUUGAAGUCGGGAAGCACUGGGCUCUUCGGAAGGCUGUUAAAGAUCGGCUAACAUUGCUGAAAUCUGUACACAUCUACAAGCAUCAUCGAGUGCAGUACGAAAUCCGGAACUACUAUCGGUUUAUGCACUUUCACAAACUGACCGGCUCGACGUUGGACACGUUUCUGGAGUAUAUCGAACGAAACCUGCCGGAAGGUGUGGCCCUCAAGGUAACCAAAGUGGAACUGCAGGAGCUGCCGGAGCAUUUGAAAUCGGAAGGAGCGUAAGAAAAAAGAAAUAAUUUUCAGUGUAGAAUAAAAUGCUUAAAUAAUA